UCCUCAGCUCUCACUUCCUGUGUGAGGGGUACGUCUGCAAUGUGUGGGUUCUGGCAGUUUUAUUUUAGAAGUUCACACCUUCAAUAGUUGUCGAAGGUGUGAACAUUUAUUCUCUUAUUUCCUAAAUAUAUAAAUUAGAGUGCUCUCUGUGGUGCAACUAGGAGAGAAAUAACGUAGAAGACAAGAAGACCAGAUUGCAGAUGUUGCUCAGUACAGGUGGGAUGAUCUCUAGAUUUGUCAGCAUCAGUGGGAUCCAGAUGUGCUGCAUCUUCUGGAUAUUUUGGACAGCAGAAGCAAACCUUAUCUCACAGAUGGCAGGCAGCACAGUGAAGCUGACAUGUAGCAACAAAUCAAUAAACCAGGUCAAUCAGCUGAUGUGGCAAAAGAAUGGACAACACCUGUUUGUCUUCAAGCCAAAUGGAAAUGACAACCAAUUUCACAAUGAAAAAUCUACCAACCAAACCUUCAAAAUGUCUACAUCAGCAAACGAAAUGUAUGCACUCAUCAUUGAAAGGGCCCAGAAGUCCCACACUGGAAACUACACUUGUGAUACGAUCACAAAGUCAGGACCCUUUCAAAAGAACUGGGAACUUUUAAUUACAGAGGAAGCAGAAAACGUUGAUAAAGUGCUGGUCGCUGUGGCAGCUGCUGUUCCGUGUGGCUGUUUCCUGAUUGUUUUAUCUGUUUUCAUCAUUCUGAGACGAGUCCGGAAACUGCAAGCAGAAAACAACGCUGCAGCAAAGCAGCAGCAGCAAAGAGAGGAGAUUUAUGAAAACAGCCUGGAAAUCCGGCGACAAGAACAGGCUAGCCGUCUAAAACACAGCACUCACUGAUAUAGAGGUUUAAAGUGCUUUCUCGAUCAAUAAACGGCAUUUUAACAAACCACACAAUGGUUUCUCAAUCAGUUUUUAGUCUUUGAAAUGUCAUUCAGUGUGAUGAUCACUGUUACUGUGAAUCAUCCAAGCCGUUCAUCCCAGGGUGAUCUCCACAUGGAAGUAAGAAAAUACAGAAAAAAACAAAACAAAACAAAAAAAUAACCAUAAAUCCAAUACAAAGGAUGAAAAAAUUGCUUUAACAGGAGGAAACUCUCCUCACACCAGCACCAGUUUCUGUCACACUCUAGCCACAUUCCAAGUAAUCACUCUCCUAAUUGAACCUGUUCCAGCUUGUCUGUCAAAGGACUCCUGAUUACCUACAUCUGUUUCCACUCACCCUUCAAUAUAUACCCCAGCACCAGGUUCACUCCCUGAUGGACUUUAACAUUUAUGCCUGCAAGGACUGGUCCUCUCUCCCUCCCUGGCUGCAUUGAUCCUGGAGUAUCUGUCUCCUCUCAUCUACAGUAAGACAAUUCCCCCUGGGUUUUGUGAUUUAAUAAAAGGUUGUCUGCU
Melanotaenia boesemani (Boeseman's rainbowfish) is the source of this 1388-nucleotide messenger RNA. RefSeq lists its product as uncharacterized. The record is from RefSeq and is a predicted model, not a curated record. The transcript is spliced from 6 exons. The coding region runs from base 201 to 833 and encodes 210 amino acids. NCBI's taxonomy places the organism in Eukaryota, Metazoa, Chordata, Actinopteri, Atheriniformes, Melanotaeniidae.